AUGGAUUCAAUAAUUAGUGAUAAAUCCAAUGCAGACAGUGAUCUUUAUAUACCACCAACUGAUUCAUUUUGGGAAAUUGGGAAGUAUAGUCGAGUUGUAAAACGAUGUGACGAUGGAAAUAAAUUAACAACUGAUCUUAUUAGUAUGAUUGGUGAACGUGCUGAACUUGAAAAAUCAUUUUCAAAAAUGCUUAAAAGUUGGUCCAAAAAAUGGUCUGAAUAUGUAGCAAAAUCAUCUGAAUUUGGUUCAAUGACAGCAGCUUGGAAAGCAAUCAUGGCUGAAGCUGAUGCAACAGCUGAAGUUCAUCAAAAUGUUCAUGAUGAUUUACAAAAUGAUGUUAUACCAUCAGUAAAAUCAUGGCAAAAAGGAAAAUAUGUUAAAUCAAUGAUGCAUGUCAAAUCAACAAAAGAAUUCGAUGAAGAGUUUAAACGAGCUCAAAAACCAUGGGCUAAAUUAUAUGGUAAAGUUGAUAAAUAUAAGCGUGAAUAUCAUGUUGCCACAAAAAGUCUGAAAACGGCUGAAACACAAGAAAAUAAUUCUAAACUUGAUUCUUCAGUUCCACAAGACCAACGUGCUAAAAUUACUGAAAGAGUUGAUCGAUGUCGUAAAGAAAAAGAAGCUGCUAGAACUAAAUAUGCUGAAGCACUUCAAGAUCUUAAUCGAGCUAAUCCUAAAUAUAUGGAUGAUAUGAACGAUGUUUUUAUCCGGUGUCAAACAUUUGAAAGAGAUCGUCUUGUUAAAUUUCAAGAAUUUUUAGCCAAUACUGAAAAAUGUCUUGAUAUUAGUCAUCGAUUAAAAGCACCAAUAGUUCAACAAUUUUCUCAAACAAUUGAAAAUUGUGAUCCAGAUAAAGAUUUAUCAUGGUGGUCGGAUACAUAUGGUGCAACAAUGAAAAUGAAUUGGCCAGUAUUCGAGGAAUAUUCAGAGUCGCAUCGUACACUUUCUCGUCGUGGUAAAGGUGAUAUUGAACGAGAAAAUUCAGUGAUUGUUACUGCUAUCCGUUCAAAUAAUAAUGGACCACCAAGUUUUGCUUCAUCUUCUGAUAAUCGUUUAUUAAAUCACUCCGUAAAUCAAUCACCAGCGCAGAAGGCACGUUCACCUGUUUAUCCCACUUUGGAUACGACUACUACAAGCAAUUCGAAUCCUUUCGAUGAUGACGAAGAUGAUAAUGAUACAUCAAUAAAAGAAAAGUCGACGAAUAAGCGUUCAAAUUCUGGUGGAACAACAAAUAAUGGUGCUUAUCCAUCUUUAUCAACAAAUGAUAAUAAAUCACCAUUAUAUCCAGCAGCAUCUAAUCCAUUUUUAGAUGAUGAUGAUGUUGAUUCACCACCAUCAUCUCAUCAACGUUCAUAUCAAUCACCAACAUCAACAGGAGUUUCAUCCAAUGAUAAUAGUGUCACUAUACGUGUACGAGCUCUUUAUGAUUAUGAAGCACAAGAACCAGAUGAAUUAUCAUUUAAACAAGGUGAUAUAUUUACUAAAUUAGAAGAUGAAGAUGAUCAAGGUUGGUGUAAAGGACGUGUUGGAAGUCGUGUUGGUCUUUAUCCAGCUACUUAUGUUGAAGUCCUCUAA
Rotaria sp. Silwood1 is the source of this 1572-nucleotide messenger RNA. The record is from the annotation of a GenBank genome assembly. NCBI's taxonomy places the organism in Eukaryota, Metazoa, Rotifera, Eurotatoria, Philodinida, Philodinidae.